CUCUCAGAUUGUUGACCAUGUCGCGGGAUAAUGGUUCAACCUCACUCUGACUACGUCCUGGAGGAAGAUGACAAGGUGAAAACCAUCGGAUAUCCUCUCGUGCUCCUCAUAUGGUCCAAUAAUACUCGCAUGUCGGUGUCACAUCGGCCUCUUCCACGAGACAUCUUCCGGGUCGACAGAGAGUUCGCCUGUGCUGCACAGAGCACAGAGGACUAUUUGUAAAGGAGGGGUGCUGUCUGUCCUGUUGAGCUCCUCCUGGUGUGUGAGUGUCGGGUGUGUGCACCAUGGCGAGCCUCCUACGUAUUGUGGCGGCCAGCUGCUCGGCCCCCGUGUUCAGCGGUGUUUCGAGUGUGAAGCUGCAGAGCAGCCGUGGAAUCAAAUCAUCAUGCCUUCGCUUUUUCAGGACCCAUCAAGCUCUGGGACAGUGUGCCAGUCCAGGUAUUCCAUACAAACAGCUCACAGUCGGUGUACCAAAAGAAAUCUUCCAGAAUGAACGUCGUGUGGCGCUUUCCCCCGCUGGUGUCCAGGCGCUCAUCAAACAGGGCUUCAAUGUCGUUGUGGAGUCAGGAGCCGGAGAGCCUUCCAAGUUCCCUGAUGAGCAGUAUACGCAGGCUGGAGCAACAAUUAAAGACCUUAAAGAUGUCAUGGCAUCUGAUGUGCUGGUUAAGGUUCGUGCCCCCAUUUUCAACCCUGACCUGGGUGUCCAUGAGGUGGAGAUGAUGAAGGACGCAGCCACUUUAAUCAGCUUCAUCUACCCGGCUCAGAACCCUGAGCUGAUGGACAUGCUGUCCCAGAAAAAGGCCACUGUCCUGGCAAUGGACCAGGUGCCCCGAGUCACCAUCGCCCAGGGUUAUGAUGCACUGAGCUCCAUGGCGAACAUCGCAGGGUACAAAGCAGUUGUGCUGGCAGCAAACAACUUCGGUCGCUUUUUCACCGGACAAAUUACAGCAGCCGGGAAAGUUCCACCUGCAAAGGUCCUUAUCAUUGGAGGAGGUGUGGCUGGAUUGGCAGCAGCUGGUUCUGCCAGAGCCAUGGGAGCCAUUGUCAGAGGAUUUGACACCAGAGCUGCAGCUUUGGAGCAGUUCAAAUCUCUGGGCGCAGAGCCGCUGGAGGUGGACAUUAAGGAGUCAGGAGAGGGUCAGGGAGGCUACGCCAAGGAAAUGUCAAAAGAGUUCAUAGAGGCAGAGAUGAAGCUGUUUGCCAAACAGUGUCUGGAUGUGGACAUUGUCAUCACCACUGCUCUCAUCCCUGGAAAGCGUGCACCCAUCCUCAUCACCAAACCAAUGAUAGAGAGCAUGAAAGAUGGCUCUGUAGUGGUGGACUUGGCAGCAGAGGCUGGAGGAAACAUUGAGACCACCGUACCUGGAGAGCUGUCACUACACAAGGGAGUGACCCAUAUCGGCUACACAGACCUGCCCAGCCGUUUACCAACACAGUCCAGCACUCUGUACUCCAACAACAUUACUAAGUUGAUGCGGGCCAUCAGCCCUGACAAGGACAACUUUUACCUCGAUGUCAAGGAAGAGUUUGACUAUGGGACCAUGGAUCACGUCGUCAGGGGAUCCAUUGUCAUGCAGGAUGGAAAGAACCUGUUCCCCGCUCCCCAGCCUAACAAUGUGCCCACUGCAGCUCCACCUAAACCCAAGACCGUCCAGGAAUUACAGAAAGAGAAGGCUGCACAAAUCUCCCCCUUCAGGGCUACACUCACCACUGCUGGCGUGUACACUGGAGGUGCUGCCACCAUGAUGGGUCUGGGUCUGUCAGCUCCUAACGCGGCCUUCACUCAGAUGGUCACCACCUUCGGUCUUGCUGGCAUUGUGGGAUACCACACAGUGUGGGGAGUUACUCCAGCUCUGCAUUCUCCUCUCAUGUCUGUCACCAACGCAAUCUCAGGUCUGACGGCUGUGGGUGGUCUGUCCCUGAUGGGAGGCAGCUACACCCCAACAACUACUGCUGAGACACUGGCCGUGCUGGCUGCCUUCAUCUCCUCGGUCAACAUUGCUGGUGGUUUCCUGGUGACAAAGAAGAUGUUGGACAUGUUCAAGCGCCCCAGUGAUCCUCCAGAGUACAACUACCUGUAUCUGCUUCCUGGCGGAGUCUUUGUCGGUGGCUACGCUGCUGCUCUGCAGUCUGGAUACAACAUUGAACAGAUGAUGUACUUGGGCUCAGGUCUGUGCUGUGUCGGUGCCCUGGCUGGCCUUUCCAACCAGUCCACAGCCCGUUUGGGUAAUGCUUUGGGUAUGAUAGGAGUUGCUGGGGGGAUUGCUGCCACCUUGGGUGCCCUCAAACCAAGUCCUGAGCUCCUGGCACAGAUGAGUGCAGCCAUGGCUGUUGGAGGCUCUACUGGCCUGGCCAUAGCGAAGAAGAUCCAGAUCACUGACCUGCCCCAGCUGGUGGCUGCCUUCCACAGCUUGGUGGGCCUUGCAGCCGUGCUCACCUGUGUGGCCGAAUACAUGAUCGAGUACCCCCACUUCGCCACAGACCCUGCAGCCAACCUCACCAAGAUAAUCGCCUACAUCGGCACUUACAUCGGUGGCAUCACUUUCAGCGGCUCCUUGGUGGCGUACGGCAAACUGCAAGGUAUUCUGAACAGUGCUCCUCUGAUGCUCCCUGGUCGUCAUGCUCUGAACGGCACUCUCAUGGCAGCCAGUAUUGGUGGGAUGAUUCCCUACAUGAUGGACCCCAGUUACACCACAGGCAUCACCUGUCUCGGAUCUGUCUCUGCUCUCUCCGCUGUCAUGGGUGUCACAUUGACUGCAGCUAUCGGAGGCGCUGACAUGCCGGUGGUGAUCACCGUACUGAACAGUUACUCAGGCUGGGCCCUGUGUGCUGAGGGCUUCCUGCUCAAUAACAACCUGCUGACCAUCGUUGGAGCUCUCAUCGGGUCGUCUGGAGCCAUUCUGUCAUAUAUUAUGUGUGUGGCCAUGAAUCGCUCACUGGCUAACGUGAUCUUGGGAGGCUACGGCACAUCCUCCACCGGUACAGGAAAGCCCAUGGAGAUCACAGGGACGCACACAGAGGUCAACGUGGAUCAGACCGUCGACAUGAUUAAAGACGCCCAGAACAUAAUCAUCACUCCAGGUUACGGACUCUGCGCUGCAAAGGCCCAGUACCCCAUCGCUGAGUUGGUGAAGAUGCUCACAGAAGCUGGCAAAAAUGUCAGGUUUGGUAUUCACCCUGUGGCCGGCCGUAUGCCCGGUCAGCUCAACGUGCUGCUGGCUGAAGCUGGUGUCCCAUAUGACAUUGUUCUGGAAAUGGAGGAGAUUAACGAAGACUUCCCUGAAACGGACCUGGUCCUGGUGAUCGGUGCCAAUGACACAGUAAACUCAGCCUCCCAGGAAGAUCCCAACUCCAUCAUUGCUGGUAUGCCUGUGCUGGAGGUCUGGAAGUCUAAGCAGGUGGUUGUGAUGAAACGUUCCCUCGGUGUGGGAUAUGCAGCUGUCGACAACCCCAUCUUCUACAAGCCCAACACUGCGAUGUUGCUUGGCGAUGCCAAGAAGACUUGUGAUGCCCUGCAAGCCAAGGUCCGCGAGGCCCAGGGCCAGUAAGGCGGAUACCUCUACUCAGAGCACUCAUGGAGCGAAGAAGGUUAAAGACAACAAGUCAAAGUUUUUCCUAAAAAUAUCUCCACAUUAAGAUGAUCUUUGUCCAAUUGCAACUCCAAUUGAGCAAAGAUGGUUGAAAAGUUGUUGGCACACCUUUCCUGUCAUCUAGAAAUUGCAAACGUUGUAAAAGAAAAGUAUGCUUGUGCAGAAGAAGCCAAGCAAUGCAAAUACUGUAGUUUUUUAAAGUUUAUUUAGUAAUGAAAUUAAACACAGAUUUAAAGGUAUGUCUUUUAUUUCUAGAUGUUAAAGGAAAGGUAUGUCAAAAAUUUGCAUGUGGUCUGUUUAAUCUGGGGAGCAACCGGCAGUGUCAUCUCCAUUACAGAAACCUAUAAUACUAUAAAACAAUCAGAAAUGUAGAUGCGUUAAGAUGUUAGAUAUUUCACUCUUAAGAUAUUUUAGGAAAUAGUCAAUAGUUGAAAGAAAAUUUUAGAAUGAAUUUGGAUUAAAAAGGAACAAAAGCAGAUAUAUGAAGUAAAACCCGAAGAGAAACAGGUAUGAGAGACUUAAGCACUAAUGUUUUCCACAAGGUUUUCUCCAGAGUCUCCUUUAAUUAUCGUCGAGUAAUCUGGUGUUCCCUUUGAUAGAUCUAUUUAUUUCUAACUUUCUUUCUCUGCAAAAGUAAAAAGAAAAAAGCGGAAUAGUGCAACAUUUUUGUAAAGUUCUUUCAGUUCCGGUUUUAUACGGUAUUGAGAGAUUUUUGUAUUUGGUCAAACGGUUAUCAUAAAGCUAGAAAAUCAUAUUUUAGAAACCAUAGUCAUAAAAAUGUAAUUAUGCUAUUUGCUUUUUUUCUUUUUCACUUCCACGUGUCUUGUGACCUCCACCUUUGCCUCUAGUGCAGCAAUCACACAUGGAUCCAAAAACAUUAAAGAUCCAUUCAAGCCUCGUCUAUGGAGCAUUUAACGCAAUAAACCAAACAGAUCUGAGCUCGCAGCUGUCGCAUGACGCUCGUAAAGACUGUACCGCUCAGACAAACACUCUUGUAGCUCUGAUGGCUGAAUAGAUUUAAUGUUUUUGAGCCAGGUACCUCCCAUCUUCCUGUGUGGUUCUCAUGUCCAUGUGUGAUUUACGGUAAAAAAGGGUGUGUUUUUUUUACGUGAAUGUCCACUCCAAUUUGUGUGUCCUUAUUAUCUUUCUGGAGAGAAAUGAAGGAUCACUGUUUGUAAACUAGGGCCAGAUGUUAACUGGACUGUUGUGUAAAGAGUCGAAAGCAACAUUACACUUACUUCUUUCAAACUGUCACCACAUUUCAGAAUACAUGAACUAUUAAGCAUUCUUUUUGAGUAUUUCUGAAUUUAAAAUGUCCUUUUUUUCUUUGCCAUAAACAUAAACUUGUGCCAAAACUUCCCCCUCUAUUUAUAUACAGAUAGAUAUGAAAAUGGAUAUUUUCCUAAAAUUCUGUCCAUGACUCCAAAUGUUCACCUGCUGUCUGCAGUCUCCUCUCCUUGCUAAAAUAGUAAAGUGCACAGGCCAUUGUUACCAUUUUCAAAACGACAACUUAAGAUCUCAUCGCCAUUGAUUCCCCUUCGAUAUAAAGUGUGAGGAACUCCUUCCAUUCCUCAGCAACCAUAAUUCCUUCCUCGAAGUUGUCCCAUCAUCUGCUGGUUUUACUGGGCCUAAUCCAAAACCUUCAUUUCCGGCAGACCACAUCACACUAGGUGUAGCAGACAGCUAAAUUUGUCCAUGAAGUCACGCAGCUUAGUACACACAGUACCAAAGGCAAGUGUAAAGUAGUCAGUAGACCGAGGUGUAAUGACGAACUGUAAAGAAAACCUUAUUGUUUCUGUCAUAUGCUCAUUACACAACGCAACAACUGACUUGGAUGAAUUGAGGAUUUGACAUCGUUUUCCAAAAGCUCAAUUUUACAUGUUCACACAAACCAGUUUUGAAAAAUCUGUACCUUUGAAGGCUUUUUAGGGACUUAAAACUCUGUUUGCCGGUGGACAAGAGGAACAUAGAGAAAAAAUUUGUUUUCAAAAAUAUCCGUAUAUGUGUGGACAGGAUGUCAAUCUAAAUAGAUUCUAUGGCACAAAUUUAGAUGGAUUAAUGCUCAAAGGAUCACUGAAAAAUGACAGAAGCUCCCACUCUACAGCAAACUAGCUAAUACUGAAAAACACCAGAAACUUAAGUUUUAAUUUUUGACAAAGGUUGGAGUGCUACCAUCCUUUUUAUGACAUUUUACAGUUUUGACGGUCAUGAUAGAGUAGGUGAUAUUGUAUGAAGUUUUCCUGGUACAUGGUUUGAGGAACAAUGAGGUGAAAGGUCAGCAGUCUGUUAUUUUUCUGACAUCUGUAAGAGUACUGUAAGAAGUUAGUUAUAUUUUCAUCCUUGGACCUGAUACAUUGACCAUGACAACUCUCCUACCUCUCCAUAAAUCGACCAAUAACUUUCCAGAAUACCUUCAUCUGACCACCUCUGACAGAAUCGACCAUAACGGACCAGUCGUUUUCCAUCCACACACUUUAAUUCUACCACUCAGCUCGCUUGCAUCUGAAAACCUGACCAAUCGCCUUCUGUAUUGUGUUCACGUUGCAUAUUUUUAACCAUCAGACCUCAGUUUGCCGCUGGCUAGUUUACUGUAUGUUAUGCAGGUGUAGAGCUGUUGAUGUCAUUAGUGCUCAUGAGGGAUCAUUGUUCUCACAAACGCAGUCUUUAUGGACUAUUAGAUUGAGAUAUCCGCUUAAUUUUUGUAGCUUGUUGCCAUUUUGGAUCAAAUUAAAGGAGAAGGAGAAUAUGAAUAGUUUUGCCAAUAUGACCCCCUAAAUCUUUUUUCGUCUUCUUAAGGAAAGUAUUUUUGUAAAGAGGCACUGUAUCUGUGCAGAGGAACAAUGGGGUUUUGAAGUUGAACAAUGUUUCGAUGCACCAUGUUAAUGGACAUGAAAUGAUGAAAUGUACUGUGAAUGUUUUCCCCUUUUGUUUAUCAUGGAACAUUUUCAUCCCUAAUAAACCUGUAUUUACACUACA
Plectropomus leopardus (leopard coralgrouper) is the source of this 6566-nucleotide messenger RNA. RefSeq names its product nicotinamide nucleotide transhydrogenase (gene nnt). NCBI's taxonomy places the organism in Eukaryota, Metazoa, Chordata, Actinopteri, Perciformes, Serranidae. Gene Ontology annotation, cellular component: mitochondrial inner membrane. The record is from RefSeq and is a predicted model, not a curated record. Gene Ontology annotation, molecular function: NADP binding; oxidoreductase activity. Gene Ontology annotation, biological process: proton transmembrane transport; NADPH regeneration.